CCCAAUCGCCCCUCCGUGAAUUCGUCCCGUAUACUACGGUCUUGUUUACUGGGUUCGUUCCUCCCCUCCGAAGCGAUUCCGAAUUCCAUAUCUCUCCGAUCUUAUCGAUCUUACCAAAAUCCUACAAACCAAAGGCGCCUUCGUCCAUGGAGAGCGGCUGCGGCGACUUGGGCUCGUCCACCGCCCCCCUCACCUGGCACGACUUCUUGGAGCGCAUGCGCCAACCCUCCGCGGCCGAUUUUGUCAAAUCCAUUAAAAGCUUCAUUGUGACCUUCUCAAAUAAAGCUCCUGACCUAGAGAAAGAUAGCGACGCUGUGCAAGAGUUUCUUGCUGACAUGGAAGAUGCUUUUCGGGCCCAUAAGCUUUGGGCCGGUAGUUCAGAAGAAGAGUUGGAAAGUGCUGGUGAGGGUCUUGAGAAAUAUGUCAUGACGAAACUAUUUAAUCGGGUCUUUGCGUCAGUUCCAGAAGAUGUGAACAGCGAUGAACAACUUUUUGAGAAAAUGGCUUUACUCCAACAAUUUGUGCGACCAGAAAAUUUGGAGAUCAAACCAGCGUUUCAUAAUGAAACAUCUUGGUUGCUUGCACAGAAGGAACUGCAGAAGAUUAAUAUGUACAAGGCUCCUAGAGAUAAGCUUGUUUGUAUCCUCAAUUGUUGCAAAGUUAUUAAUAACUUACUGUUAAAUGUUUUUAUUGCAUCGGAUGAGAACCCUCCCGGAGCUGAUGAAUUUCUUCCAGUCCUCAUUUAUGUGAUUAUUAAGGCAAACCCUCCACAGUUGCAUUCAAAUCUGUUAUACAUACAACGAUAUAGACGUAAAUCACGAUUAGUCUCUGAAGCUGCAUAUUUUUUCACUAAUAUCCUCUCCGCAGAAACUUUUAUUUGGAACAUUGAUGCACAAGCACUUUCAAUGGAUGAAAUUGAGUUCCAAAAGAAAAUGAAUUGUGCUAGAGAACAUUUGCUUGGUUUAUCAACUAACUCAGAAAAUCCCGUAAGUCAAACCAAACUUGAUGGCACGCAGAAAACAGAAGAAAUUUUGAAAACUAACAGGCUUUCGGACUGCUAUCUACCUGCAAUCAGGCAACAAAACAAUUCAAACCAAGCAAAUGAGGUAAGCAUGAAUUUAGGUGGCCAGAAUAUACUAAUUCCAAGGAAGCAAUCCGUUUCAGAUUUAGAGAAUAAAGGAAGCAGCGAUCUACUGAAGGAUGAUCACUUGAUCAGAUAUUUUCAGCAGUACCCUUUCCUAUAUGCUCGUGCUGGAGAUCUAUCAGUUGAGGAUGUAGAAAACCUCCUGAAUUGCUACAAAAAACUUGUUCUAAAGUAUAUAUCUCUUUCCAAAGGAAUGGGUGUUAUCAAUGAAUCUCUUCCUGGUCAAAACAUGCAAAUGCUGUCAAAAACUGAGACUCUGAAAGAAUUCGAUGAUGCGAAGGUGCUGGGGAUAAACAGUGAGAAAGAUGAAGGGAUUUACAGAGAAGAUGAUGUUUCAAUUGAAAAUUUGCUUUCUGGAGGAGAUGACUCGGAGACCAAGAGAACUAGCGGUGGAUUAGUUGAUAAUCCAAGUGCAGAGAGGGAGAAGGAAGUCUGUCCUUAGUCUUGAUGCACUUCACCACUUGUUUGAAAUGGGAAAUUUCUCUUAAUCCAUACUUUUAAAGCAGGGAAAUAAUCGUCUGCGCGAAAAGUGUUAUUCUAAACAAUUUGAUGUAUCAAAUCGAGCAUUUUACUGGUGUUUCAUUCCCCGUAUCAAAACCUCAUUAGAAGCAGAAACAAAUCCUUCCUCUGAAGAAACAGAUCGAGUAUUUCAGCAGUGCGCACAUGUGCUGGUAUGUAUACUCUUUCGAGCAUGAUCUUGUUUUAUAAGAUGGUCUCUCUUGUUUGACCUCAGAGGCAUGUGUCCCUGUUAACUUAUUCUUAGCUUGUGCAGCUUGUGCAGAUGUUCAUCCAUUUUUUUUUUGUAUGUUGUAAUAUUAAUGUGUAUCCGUUUUUAACAUUCCUGCCAUCUUAAUUGGAGCUCUGCUGGGAUUA
Molecule: messenger RNA, 2017 nt
Organism: Ananas comosus (pineapple)
Lineage: Eukaryota; Viridiplantae; Streptophyta; Magnoliopsida; Poales; Bromeliaceae
Product: vacuolar protein sorting-associated protein 9A-like
Exons: 5
Coding region: 147-1586 (479 amino acids)
Biological process (GO): vesicle-mediated transport
Cellular component (GO): cytosol; endocytic vesicle
Molecular function (GO): small GTPase binding; guanyl-nucleotide exchange factor activity
Source: RefSeq, a predicted model, not a curated record